UGGCCACGCGACUGGAUAUAUCACCAAUCGAAAUGAAAUACCACAGGUGAAUGGUUGGACUUCUUGUGUGCGGCAAACCGAACAUUUUUGUAGUAUAGAAAGUGUUGUGGUACGAAUUCGCUGCUGUUCUUGCCAGUUAUCAAGGAUAAGGCAACAUGAGAGUGUUUCUGUUCGUCGCAAUUUCCAUACUGUCAGUCAACGGAGGAGUGGUCCUGCAGGAUGCCCCCAGUUGUCCUGAACAACACGGAGUCCAAGCCUAUGCCCACCCCGAGUCCUGCAAUCUCUUCUUUUUGUGCACUAAUGGUACUCUGACUGUCGAACAGUGCGAAAAUGGUUUGCUCUUCGAUGGUAAAGGGGCCGUGCACCACCACUGCAACUACCACUGGGCUGUAGAAUGUGGACAUCGCAAAGCUGAUUUGACGCCGAUUAGUACUCCCGGUUGUGAGUACCAAUUUGGGAUCUACGAGGAAAGUCACGGCUGCUCGACUCAUUAUAUCAAGUGUGCCCAUGGUGAACCCAUCCCACAGGAGUGUGAACCAGGGUUGGUUUAUGAUGAGAGAAUCCAUGGGUGUAAUUGGCCUGAUCUUAAGCUGGAAGUCUGCAAUCCGGAAGCUGUCGUAGGCUUCAAAUGCCCCACGAAAGUCCCCUCAAACAGCCCCGCCGCCAAAUUCUGGCCCUAUCCUCGAUUCGCCGUCCCCGGUGACUGUCACCGUCUCAUCACUUGUGUCAAUGGAUUCCCCCGUUUGAUUUCCUGCGGUGAAGGAAAAGCCUUCGAUCAGAACACUUUGACAUGUGAAGAACCAGAAUUGGUUCCUCACUGUGCCAACCAUAUUAGAAAAUAAAAUUUAAACAAAAAAAAAAUACAAAAAUUAAAUUUAAAAAAUUCGGUUUGUUCAUAUUUUUGUUUUGUUUGUCAAAUUUCUGUUCGUUUCGAUCUUGUAAAAGUCUAUUUAUGUGCUUGUACAUACAGUUUUAAUAAAUUUAUACAGAAAUUUUUA
Tribolium madens (black flour beetle) is the source of this 998-nucleotide messenger RNA. RefSeq names its product protein obstructor-E (gene Cpap3-d1). The record is from RefSeq and is a predicted model, not a curated record. Gene Ontology annotation, cellular component: extracellular region. Lineage: Eukaryota; Metazoa; Arthropoda; Insecta; Coleoptera; Tenebrionidae. The coding region runs from base 156 to 842 and encodes 228 amino acids. The transcript is spliced from 4 exons. Gene Ontology annotation, molecular function: chitin binding.